This is a messenger RNA of Phalacrocorax carbo (great cormorant), 2983 nucleotides long. Lineage: Eukaryota; Metazoa; Chordata; Aves; Suliformes; Phalacrocoracidae. The record is from RefSeq and is a predicted model, not a curated record.
CUCAACCCUCUCCCUCUCUCCGCCGACCGCUGCGGCAUCCCCGGGGCGGUGGGACCGGCGGCGACCCGUCCCUCACCCCCGGCACGGCACGGCACGGCACGGCCCCCGCGGGUCCCGGGACCCGGCCCCGAGGCGACUGCGGUGCGGCUGGGGCCUCCCGCCAGGCCCGGCCUCGGCAGCGCAGCGAUGCCGGCAGCCCGCGCCGGGCCGCGCCGGGCCGCCCUGCGCCCGCACCACCGCGGCGCCCCGUCCAUGGCGAGCCGCCCUCCCCUGGGCGCCCUCUCCGCCCCGCUCGCCUCCUCCUCCUCUUCCUCCUCCUCCUUCUCCUCCUCCUCCUCCUCCUCCUCCUCCCACGGAGCCACCCUCCUCCUCCGCCCCCUCUCCUUGCCAGCCUCCUCCCCGCCCUUCCCCGCACUCCACGCCGGUGCCGGAGCCGCCCGUCACUCGGACUCCAGCCCCGCCGCAGACAUGGCGACACUGACAGCGGUCCAGCCGCUCACGCUGGACAGAGAUGUUGCCAGAGCAAUUGAGUUACUGGAAAAACUGCAAGAAUCUGGAGAAGUACCGGUACACAAGCUACAGUCCCUAAAGAAGGUGCUGCAGAGUGAGUUUUGUACAGCUAUCAGAGAGGUGUAUCAAUACAUGCAUGAAACCAUAACUGUUAAUGGCUGCCCCGAAUUCCGAGCCAGGGCCACUGCAAAGGCAACAGUUGCUGCUUUUGCUGCGAGCGAAGGCCAUUCACACCCGCGAGUGGUGGAGCUGCCAAAGACUGAUGAAGGCCUGGGCUUUAAUGUCAUGGGAGGAAAGGAACAAAAUUCACCUAUUUAUAUUUCUCGCAUCAUUCCUGGAGGAGUGGCAGAAAGGCAUGGAGGGCUCAAACGGGGGGACCAGCUGCUUUCGGUUAAUGGAGUGAGCGUGGAAGGAGAACACCAUGAGAAGGCGGUGGAGCUGCUGAAGGCGGCUAAGGACAGCGUCAAGCUGGUGGUACGCUACACUCCCAAAGUGCUGGAGGAGAUGGAGGCUCGCUUCGAAAAACUGAGAACAGCCCGGCGCCGGCAACAGCAGCAAUUGCUCAUUCAGCAGCAGCAACAGCAGCAAACCACACAGCAAAACCAUAUGUCGUAGGUUAUUCUCAAGGAAAAAAAGGCCUCGAUCAAGAGUUCAGUAAUCAAGCAACCAGAGCUGUACUUCAGUAUUCCAGCAAAAAGAAACAAUUACAGGAACACAAAACAGAAUUCAUCUGGAGAAUGUGCAGUACAAGAAUAAUGUAGUUAAGAGCCAUAGGGAGGGCACCUUCAUGAUAAGGCUUUUCAGCACACGGCAGUCACAGGUACAUAGUACUUCUGUGACUCUAUUCCGAAUGAGAACAGCAUGAUGGGUAAACCCUAUGAAACAGAGAAGUCCAGGGCUUCCAAAUAAUUCUGUUUGAUCUAAUCUUGUACUCCUUACCCUGACAAAUUGGCACAUUGGCUUUCUCUAGUCACUGGAAGUUUUGUUUUAAGGAGGUCAAGAUUGGCUGCUUUUGGGGACAGAAUCUUUCUCUACCGUUAUCUCCAGAAAUGAACAAUUACAUCAGUUCAAAAUUUUGCCACAGACAUCAAACUCAUACAUCGCACUUCAUAGCCACUUUGUACUAUAUAUUGUAGAGCUGUUUUAACCUAACUUCCUGUUUAUAAUUUUCAAUUUUCCUUCUGGAAAUAGCAAUUUACUAUAUUUAUAAAGUAUUCCAUUUGUAGAAGCAAUUGGCUUUUUACUCUUGGUGUUUCCAUAUAUUUUAUUAUGCAUCAACAGAGUGAGAAAGUUUUAGGUCAAUUUUAAUUUUAUUAGUAGUAAAGUUAGGGAAUCCUAGAACUGUAUUUUUAAACGUAGGUAUUGCUUGUAUCUAUUAUAGUUACUAUUCAGAAAUCUAUAACUGGAUAUAUUAUAUAUUUAUUCCACAAAAUAUAUAUUGUCUGAAUGUACACGUUAGAGAAGUAGGGUCUUUGCUUAGCAUGUAUUGCAAAUGUAGUAAGCUAAUGUUAGCAAAAGACCAAGCUUUGUUUGGCAGAUAUUACUGUGAUAGCAUAAUCUCAGCUUUUCUGUAUUCUUUAAUUUAUUUUCCAGACUAAUGUUAAUAUAUUUUAGGGAGGAGGAAGUGUAAGUUUUUUCUUUUAAGACUCUCGCAUUAUCAUUUAAAUCAACUUAAAGGUAGAGUUCUGACUUUUUUUUUUUUUUAAUCAAACCAAAUUGGAAUGUGCAAACAAAAUAUAUAACUAAGUUCUUAAGUUUACAUGUCUGCUUUUCCAAAGAAAAUAGUCAAAGCUGGAAGGCUAUAAAUGUCAUCUACUUCCAAGAAAAUAUGAAACUGGAACCCCGAAAUUCUAAAAAAUCGUCAUUUUCAGCAUGCCUUCUAUGCUUUAUGAGAAGAGACUGGGGGAGAAAAGGAGCUUAGGGCAGAGACCUACAGUCCUUGCAUGUUGAAAACUCCAUCUGAUGUCAGUGAACGUUUAGUAACGUGAAGAACGUAGGAAUGGUCUGAACCAGUGUUCUGGUUGUGAACUUGGGACGAAGUCAGAAACAAUUAAUAUUUUGAAGGAUCUAUUCUCAAACAGAGAGAGGCAAAGCAAAACAGGGGAAGUUGGCAGUAUCAUAGCGUAUGUUAGAAACCAAAUGCAGGCUAGCCAACAGUCUUGACAGUGUUUGAUCAGUGUAAGUAGCCAUUGAAAGAAAAUUACUGUAUUUUUAAACCAAACAGCAUGAAUUCAUCCAGAGAAGCCUCAUUUUAUACAGAGACAUAAUUUAUCAAGUGAUCGUUGGUGACGAUAUCAAUUAAGACAGUGGAGUUUGAGAACUACCAGAAUUAAAGAUGAAAUAUAUUGUAUUGUGCUCCGCACGGUGUCUUUUUAUACUUAAUAAAAUUGUAUGUACCUAUUUUAAAACUGUAUUCUCAAACAGACACUGCUAUUAAUAUUGACGGUAUAUAAAUUGUUAUUAUGACUGCAUA